UCUGUUUUUUUAUGCCAAGUCUGUGAAGAUCUGUGCUCUGUAGCUUUUUUGUAAAUCAACGUAAAUUCAUCAGUAGCUCUUAUGGAUGCAAAUGCAAGUCCUAUGUGUUUUCUGUUCGGUGUUGCAUCUACUAUAUGCCACUUGCACAAAUUAAUAAAAUUGCCUAGCCACUGAUUGUUCUGCUCAAAUAGGCAUGAUAAUGUUAGUCUAUGUUUUCCCAGAUUUCUGUAAAACAUAGCGUUUUGGAAAAUUCACAUCUUAAAAACCAUGUAUCAUAUAAAACAAUGCCAUAUAUGCUUGUUGUUCAGUUUUAUGUCUAUUUUCUGGCCAUGCCGUUUUCAUCCCCACUAAAAAUCUCCAACACUCUGUGUUCAGUAGCUAAAGUACCUAUGAAAAAUGUGCAACAGUGUGACUCGUAGAUAUGCUUUGGGCUACUCUUGUACGCACACAGGUAUAGCCCAGCUCGGUUCAAAGGCCUAGGUUAAGCUGGAGAAGUUUCUCUUCUUAAACAAGCAAAUCCCUACUUCUUUCUGGAAGUAAAUAGAUUAUGCUCCUAUUUAUAGCAAAAAAUUACAGUUAUUUAACCCUGCCAUUUUUGUCUCUGUUUUUCUGUUGUUCAUGCCAAGUCUGAAUAUCUCGAUGACUGUCUUGUAGUACAUGCAGUAUAUAGUAGUGCCAGCUACAUCGAAAACCAUGGGGCCUUCACGAGCUGUCCCCUGCCUGGUCCUCCUCUUCCUCCUCUCCUCGUCCAGCGGCGCUUCCGUUGUACUAGAAGACACGUGCAAAUCCAUCGCCGCCGGCAAGGAAAGGAGCAUCGGCUACAACUACUGCAUCAAGUUUUUCGAGGCCAGCAAGGGCAGCGCCACCGCCGACAAGCGUGGCUUGGCCGUCAUCGCGUCGAAGCUCAACAGAAGAGCGGCAGCCAAGAGCAUGGUCAAGCGCAUCCACGCCCUCAGGGCCUCGGAGAAGGACAAGGUCAUCCAGAUGGGCCUCGACAUCUGCGGCCAAUUGUACUCGACAGCCGUGGACGAGCUCGAUGCUGCGGCUAAAGGCGUCGAGGCGGGCACACCGGAAGUCAAAUUUGACGCGGAGAUGUACCUCACCGGCGCGUUCGACGCCCCCGAGACCUGCGAGACCGGGUUCGGGGAGAUGGGCCUGAAGUCGCCGCCCGUCGCCGAGGACGCCGAGUUCACUAAGGAGGUGUACAUCGCGAUGGCUGUAACGCACUCGUUAUAGGUAGGUAGCUUGAUUAGAAGCGAAUUGUCUUUCAGGUAGGUAACACUAGUAAUCUGAUCGUGUAUCAGACUAAUCAUUGGCCACUGGAUUAGUUAGAAGCAGGACGUACGAUCGAUCUUGUUGCCGCUACCCCGCAGAAAAAAAAGAUCUUGUUGCCGCUAAUCAAGUGCUUUGUAACUGCUCCCGCAACCUACGCUCGGGUUACUGUUACUCUUUCCGUCAGUUUAUUCCUUUCCUCGUUGCAUACAUCCUUAAAUUAGACCUCCUCACGCGCGCCGCCACACCAGACCGGCCGCGCGCUACCGCAAAACAAACAGGCACGGGGCGUACGUGAGGUCAACAUGACGCCUACUCAAUUCAUUUUUCGAUUCUUCCUUCGUUUUCCCUUCUUAAUUAAUUAAUCUUGUCAACUGCAAUCUCUCGUCUCUCCCAGCAGAAGAAAUUAAAAAAAAAAGUCCCGGCGAAUCGAUCGGCAAAGCCUUGCUCCCUCGCUGCCUGCCCACGUACGGCCCGCCUCUCUUCUAUUUCUA
Messenger RNA from Aegilops tauschii subsp. strangulata, 1766 nucleotides. The record is from RefSeq and is a predicted model, not a curated record. Lineage: Eukaryota; Viridiplantae; Streptophyta; Magnoliopsida; Poales; Poaceae.